This is a messenger RNA of Coffea eugenioides, 2399 nucleotides long. RefSeq lists its product as uncharacterized. The coding region runs from base 63 to 2207 and encodes 714 amino acids. The record is from RefSeq and is a predicted model, not a curated record. NCBI's taxonomy places the organism in Eukaryota, Viridiplantae, Streptophyta, Magnoliopsida, Gentianales, Rubiaceae. The transcript has 20 exons.
CCUUCGCUAACUUGAAACAGAGGACAGCAUCUCGGAGAAAGGGAUUAGCAGUUGUUCCUCCUAUGGCGACAACCGCAAGGCGGCCUCCUCCUCCUCCAGCCUCGGCAGCGGCCGCGGUUUCGAUCUCAUCAAUUCCGUCAAUUCUCAAAGCAUAUUCAAUUCCUCUUAUUCUCUUUGGUAUCGCGCUCUUUUUCCAGCUCGUCGUCACCCCUCGCUCCUUUCCUCCUUCUCAUUACGAUGUUUUGGGUGUAAAGAAGUAUGCUUCAGUUGAAGAAGUCACUCAGGCUUACGAGAAGCUCACUUCCACAUGGGAUUCAGGUGUUCCAGUUCCUUCUGUGUUCGAUGCUGUUAAGGUGCAAUAUGCUUUUGAGCUGCUGACGAAUGAAUUAUGGAAGAGAGAUUAUGACAAUUUUGGGAUUGAUGAACAAUCUCAUGUGAUUAACCCGGCCACUGAGCAGUAUGCUGGGGCUACUGUUUCUGAAAUUAAAAGUCCAUUGAUGGAGCCCAAUUCUUUUGAUCUUGCUGAGCAUACUUUCAAUGUCAUUAACUCUGAAAAUUUUCUGUCCCAGUUUGAUAGCACAAAAGCAUGGCUCAUCCAGGUUUUCUCAUUUGGGAGCAACCGCUGUGCGAAUUUUUCUAACAACUGGAAACACAUUGUUACUUUGCUUGAUGGGGUUGCAAAUUCCGGAAUGGUCGAACUUGGUGAUGUCCGUCUUGCUGCAUACUUAGCUGAGAAAAAGCCAAGUGGACAUCCUUUCUUUAAAAAUGGUCUUCCCACACUUCUGGCCUUUCCCCCUGGCUGCAGCAGUUCCCGUUGUCUUCAUAGGUAUGGUGGACAACUCUCUGUUGAUGCAAUUACUGAUUGGUUGGCGACAUCAAUUCUAGGUUUGCCACGGAUUUUGUACUACUCUAAGGAGUCAAUGGUACAAAAUUUUCUUGCUAAAACUAAGCCUCAUAAGGUUAGAGUUAUCUUCUUCUCAAGAUCAGGAGAACGAGCCACCCCGUUUAUCCGUCAAGCUGCUAAAUAUUAUUGGACCUAUGCUGCUUUUGCAUUUGCUCGAUGGGAUGAAGGCGAUUCUUCUUUCUGGUGGAACAUGUUUGGGGUUGAAUCUGCUCCAGCCAUUGUAAUACUUAAAGAUCCUGGUGUCAAACCCACUAUUUACUAUGGAUCAAUCAACAAUUCGAUGUUUAUAGAUAUCAUGGAGAAUAACAAAUAUCAUGUGCUUCCCCAGCUAAGGAGUGUCACUUCAAUGGAGUUGGGUUGUGAUGCUCGAGGUUACUCUCGUGCUGGAAGUGAGAUGAGGAUUUGGUAUUGUGUCAUCCUUGCUGGAAGGCUGAGCCAAGAACUAAAUAAAAUGCGUGAAACCAUUCGCAGGGUACAAGAGACACUGAACAAUAAUGGUGGUGAGUUGAACACUCUUGAUCAAGAUUCUCUGUCUACACCAGCAGCUCUUGCUGUGAAACAAAAGCGAUUGACGUUUACCUGGCUUGACGGGGAGGCACAGCAAAAAUAUUGUUUCUUCCAUGUAAAUUCUGAAGACAGCUAUGAAACUUGUGGAACAAGAAGGGCUAUGAUAGAUGUACCGCGUUUGCUAAUUGUACGAUAUGAGCGGAAUGAAACAGAGGAUGAAGUGAAAAUUGAAAGGCAGCCAAGAAACAUGUUUGAGGCAUUGCAUCACAGUGAACCAGAUCCUGCAUCUCAACUAGUGGCAAAGUACAAUGGUCCAGAUGAAAGUACAGAGAUCAUAAGUUGGAUUUCCAGGACAAUAGAAGAUGGAGACUCCAGAAAUCUCCCUCCUUUUAGAACACAAUGUCCUGAGCUGGUUCCUGAGGAUUCAGAUCCCUUAUGGCAAGCAGGUUCUGAGAAAAUUAUUUCUUCGAGCAAGGACUUGAAGUAUAAGAUCACUUCCUUCAUAAAUCAAAUGCAUAACCAAUUAGGUGAUCCAAGGAUUGGACCAGUUUUACUUUUGGUGGCAUUGAUGUUGUGUGGGCGCACCUGGCUGCAGAGAAGCCAACCAACUCCGAAGAAUGAGCCAAACACUUCAAAUGAAUCGAGUGAUAAGGAUAAGGUUAGGCAAAAUCGCGAGACUCGUCCAAGAAAUAACCCUACUCGUCCAAGAAACGACCUUAUUCCUCCUUCAGUCACUGAUGUGGAACCUAAGGAUGCUCAACAAGUGCAAUUUUCAGGCUCAGAUUCAGACAAUUAGGAAAACGUAGCUAGCAUUUAAAUUCAAAGAAGUAAGGAGAACUUUUUGGCCACACUUUCUGUAAACUAAUUUUGAGUCCACUUUUCAGUUAAUAGUCAAUAUUUCUUCUUCCAACCCGGGGAUCAUAGGUUUCAUCCAUUUUUGAGUUUUCUCAAUCCCAUAAAUCAGUAAUGACUUGUUAAGGUUUUUAAA